GUGUAAGCCGGGCCGUAGUUGCGCGUACUUUCUCUGCCACCAGCCUGCGGGGGCCUCCGUCGCCAUGCUCCCUCGGCACCGGGCCCGCCUGCUCUUUCCCUUCCUCGCCUUACUCCUCGUGGGCUGUGGGACUCGGAGCCGGGCACAGGAAGAGGAGGACGCCGCGCAGGAGAGCAAAAGCGAAACUCCGCUCCAGACGCUGCAGCUGGAGACCCUGGUGGCGCCCCCCGACGGCUGCACGGAGCGCUCGGCGAUAGGCGACACCAUUCAAAUCCACUACACGGGUAGCCUUGAAGAUGGACGCAUUAUUGAUACCUCGCUUUCCCGUGACCCAUUGCAAGUGGAGCUGGGCAAAAAACAAGUCAUUCCAGGCUUAGAACAGAGUCUGCUGGAAAUGUGCGUUGGGGAGAAACGAAGAGUCAUCAUCCCCCCUCAGCUGGCAUAUGGCAAACGAGGUUCCCCACCAGCCAUCCCAGCGGAUGCCGUACUGCAGUUCGAGGUGGAGCUGUUAGGACUCUCCAGAGCCGGCUACGGGCAGAAGCUGUUCAACGAUGUGCUGCCCCUGCUAUGCCUUGUGCUUGUUCCAGGGCUGUUGGGGCUUAUUGGCUACCACCUCUACCACAAGGCCCAGGCACCCCGUGUGUCCAAGAAGAAACUCAAGGAGGAGAAGAGAAACAAGGCCAAGAAGAAAUAAAGCUGUUCCUCAUUUUUUUCAA
Elgaria multicarinata webbii is the source of this 716-nucleotide messenger RNA. It is a transcript of the gene FKBP11, whose product is annotated as FKBP prolyl isomerase 11. NCBI's taxonomy places the organism in Eukaryota, Metazoa, Chordata, Lepidosauria, Squamata, Anguidae. The record is from RefSeq and is a predicted model, not a curated record. Gene Ontology annotation, molecular function: peptidyl-prolyl cis-trans isomerase activity. Bases 65 to 694 code for a protein of 209 amino acids. The transcript is spliced from 6 exons. Gene Ontology annotation, cellular component: endoplasmic reticulum. Gene Ontology annotation, biological process: protein peptidyl-prolyl isomerization.